This is a messenger RNA of Aedes aegypti (yellow fever mosquito), 1381 nucleotides long. It is a transcript of the gene 128up, whose product is annotated as GTP-binding protein 128up. Gene Ontology annotation, cellular component: cytoplasm. The record is from RefSeq and is a predicted model, not a curated record. The coding region runs from base 189 to 1292 and encodes 367 amino acids. Gene Ontology annotation, molecular function: GTPase activity; GTP binding. Lineage: Eukaryota; Metazoa; Arthropoda; Insecta; Diptera; Culicidae. The transcript is spliced from 4 exons. Gene Ontology annotation, biological process: cytoplasmic translation.
ACGUCAAAGUCGAAGUCGGCAUCGGUCGGGUCGGAGCCUGUUGACGUGCAAAGUCUUUUUGCGAUUCCUCCGUGUGGACACAUUUUUCGGAUCAUUACGAGGCGUAAUCGGAUUGUUUAGUGCGGAUUUUACGCGAAAUCUGUGGAAACUGACUUUGUGAACCCGGUGUCCAGCGAUCUGAGCGAACGAUGAGUACGAUUUUGGAAAAGAUCGCCCAAAUCGAGGCCGAGAUGGCCCGUACUCAGCGGAACAAGGCCACGGCCGGCCAUUUGGGUCUGCUGAAGGCUCGAUUGGCCAAACUGCGACGGGAGCUGAUCACUCCCAAGGGAGGCGGCGGUGCAUCCGAGCAGGGGUUCGAAGUGUCCAAAACCGGAGAUGCCCGGGUUGGGUUCGUCGGGUUUCCCUCCGUCGGCAAAUCGACACUGUUGUCCAAUUUGGCCGGGGUGUACUCGGAAGUGGCGGCAUACGAGUUCACAACGCUUACGACGGUUCCUGGCUGCAUUAAAUACAAGGGAGCAAAGAUUCAGCUGCUCGAUUUACCGGGAAUCAUUGAAGGCGCCAAGGAUGGCAAGGGUCGUGGUCGGCAGGUCAUUGCCGUGGCUCGGACGUGUAACUUGAUAUUCAUGGUUCUGGACGUGUUGAAACCGUUGACGCAUAAAAAGCUGCUGGAGCAUGAAUUGGAGGGCUUCGGAUUGCGUCUGAAUAAACAACCGCCCAACAUAAGCUUCCGGAAAAAGGACAAGGGAGGAGUGAACCUAAACGCAACGGUGGCCCAAUCAGAACUGGACUUGGACACCGUAAAAUCCAUCCUGUCCGAGUACAAGAUACACAAUGCGGACAUCACCCUCAAAUACGACGCCACGACGGAUGAUCUAAUCGAUGUGAUCGAAGGCAACCGGAUCUAUAUUCCGUGCAUUUACCUGCUGAACAAGAUUGAUCAGAUCAGUAUCGAGGAGCUGGACGUGAUCUAUAAGAUUCCGCACUGCGUGCCCAUUUCGGCGCAUCACCAUUGGAACUUUGACGACCUGCUGGAGAUGAUGUGGAAGUACUUGAAGCUGGUGCGCAUCUACACGAAACCGAAGGGACAACUGCCGGACUACAGCUCGCCGAUUGUGCUACACAACGAGCACACGACGAUCGAGAACUUCUGCAACAAACUGCAUCGCACCAUCGCCAAGGAAUUCAAAUAUGCCCUGGUGUGGGGUUCCUCCGUGAAGCAUCAACCGCAGAAGGUCGGCAUCGAUCACGUGCUGAACGACGAAGACGUCGUACAGAUCGUGAAAAAGGUUUGAGAGCCUGCCCAGCAAAUCAGCAACAAUUGUGUAAGUCUAUUACUAUUAAAUCAUUUAUUCAACAGUUUCUUUUUGAAAAUGGCAAAGUU